This is a messenger RNA of Haliotis rufescens (red abalone), 2823 nucleotides long. Its product is annotated as ubiquitin carboxyl-terminal hydrolase MINDY-3-like. Gene Ontology annotation, molecular function: K48-linked deubiquitinase activity; calcium ion binding; cysteine-type deubiquitinase activity. The transcript is spliced from 12 exons. Gene Ontology annotation, biological process: protein K48-linked deubiquitination. The record is from RefSeq and is a predicted model, not a curated record. The coding region runs from base 120 to 1448 and encodes 442 amino acids. Lineage: Eukaryota; Metazoa; Mollusca; Gastropoda; Lepetellida; Haliotidae.
UCACGUGUCCGCGACACUGUCGUCUUUAAACAACAUGGCGCCAAUGUGUAAUGGUUGUUGAGGUUGUCAUUUGUGUUUUAUGCACAUACUGAUAUAAUUGUCGCCACGGCGUGACAGACAUGGCUUCAACGGAGUACACAAAUGUCGAUUGCCAAUCAGUUAGCGAUUUGCAAGCAUUGCUGUGGGGAGUUGGACUAAAGGACGAAGUUUUCUCCAGGUGGACACAGGGUUUGGUAUUCAGUGAUGAUGAAGCCACUGCACUGAUACAGUAUGAAGGGGGACCGUGCGCUGUCAUUGCACCAGUACAAGCAUACCUCCUCAAGAGAAUUCUGUUUUCACCCACUGCCAAGGACAGCAUUACAGAUGUGACAGGUGAGGAGGCUUCAGAAUAUCUUUUUGAGGCUUUGUUGGAGAUGGUGUGUCAGGUGGCUCAGGACAACUACACCCUUGUGUGUAUGGAUGACUGUGACAUGGAGGCUCAUACAUCAGCAGCCGACUCUCAGGAAACAGGCCAGCGUAGCCCCAAAAGAAGAAAACUGGACCAGGAGACAUUCCAUGCCAAGCUCAAAUGUAUAAAAUGUAAUGAGGAAAAUCAUUUGAGGAUAUCCCUGAAGAAACUCUUCCGUCAGUACCAGGGAGACUAUGGAGUGUUGUUGUAUCUAUAUUCCAUCUUAUUGACCAAGGGCAUAGAACAGGUGAAGAAUGAGGUGGAGGAUCCCUCUGAAGCUCUCAUAGAUGGCACAUAUGGCCAUGGAAGCCAGAGUUUGAUUAACCUCCUCCUGACGGGCAAGGCAAUCUCCAACGUGUGGGACAAUGACAAGGAUGUGUCUGGUUUACGGCUGCAGGGCAUCAAGAAACAAUCCCCCGUGGGCUUCCUUACGUUGUUGGAGCACCUGCGCUACUGUGAGGUAGGCUGGUUUCUGAAGAACCCCAAGUACCCUAUUUGGAUUCUAGGAAGUGAGACACACCUGACAGUCUUAUUCACAAAGGAACAGAGCCUUGUGACACAAGAGAGUCCUGAGUUAAAUGCUAAACAUAUAUUUUCAAGAUAUGACCCAGAAGGCAAUGGAUUUAUCUCAACAUCUAUGCUGGAUGAGGUCCUCAGUGCUCUAGAUCUUGUCUCAGAGAAGGAAUAUGUUGAUAUAAUGAAGACAAAAUUAGAUGCAGAAAACCUUGGCAUCAUAACCCAACACAGCUUCAUGCAGGAAUUUUUUCCUGGACAGGUUAUACAAGAUGUUCCAAGGAAUUUCACUCUUUUUCACUACAAUGGCCUUUCAAGGUCAUGCUCCCAUGGAAAGGUUGUUUAUCAAGAGGCAUCAGUGAGACUAGAAGAUGAGCUAGAAGUGCAGAUAGUAACUGAUACCUCCCCAGUCAAGUGCUGUUUGCAGACAAAAUGGCCAACAAUAGAACUGACAUGGAAGUCUGGUAGCACUCCCUCCCUGAACUGACCAAAGAUCAGAAACCUCAUGAGGAGGUUGGUGUUAAAUUGCUGCUCAACAUGUGGAUUUCCUUGAUAAUCUUAGCAACAUUGUGUAAUUGAUGAUGUAGUGUUAUUGUGACUUGCCAGCAGCAUGUGUCCCGCAGAAGAGGAGGGUGAUGGUCAACACAUUCACUCACUGGCUUCCACACUACAACACACAUGAUACCAAGACGACAAGACUGUUACUGUGCAUGUACCAGAAAUCCUGUACACAUAGCUGUUUCACUAAGUCUUCCAAAACACACUACAAUACUCCGUACUCCUCAAGGCUGAAUCUCGGUCCUGGGAAUGUAUCUUUAAAUAGUCAAAUAGUGAAACAGUGCAAACAGUCUUGGAAUUAGUGAUAAUAUUUAUAAAUGUUGAUAAUUUUAUCAUGGCAGGACAUUCAAGUGUUUUGUUUCAGUUACGUAGCAUGUGGCAAACUUAAAAUGUAAAGUUAGCUUCAAGACUGCAAUGCCUAGAGAACUGAAAGGAAAGAUUCCAGUCUUGUUGGAGGGAUACAAUGUAUUCUUUAUUGCUUGACACUUGUGGUGGAGAGGAGGAUGUUCGGUGUAUCAUAAUGCAUAACUUAUUCUGUUGUUAUCUUUAUGCAUAUAUUUUUGUUUAACCUAGCAGAGCACCACCAGAUCUAAGAAAGUAAGAGAUUUGGUCUUCAGUUGUGUUUGUAGUACACGCUGUACCUCACAAGACCAAUUUCUCACUCUAUACAUUCAAUGUGCUUACAUAUUCUUGGAAACGAAUCAGUUUAUCUUUUCUAAAUCAGAAUGAACAUGAAAUCAUAUGUGGCCUGUUUUCAAGGUAAUGGCUGCAACAACUGUUUUGUUUGUAUUGCACCUGAUUGACAACUCACUGAUGACUGACAUGGUAUUAAUGACUUAUUUCUAAUUAUUGUGAGGAGUUGUAGUAUUCUAUUUAUGUCAUGGGACCUCAUUUAUAUGAUUUAGGAUUUAAUACUGGUGUUGUUAGGGGACUGAUAAUUUUAUCAUUGAGUUGUGUAUGUUCAGCUGGAGACACUUUCUUUAAGCAUUUCAUGGUCAGGAAUAUUUGUUUGGAAAAUUCCAAUAAUCUCUUAUUGGGAAGACAGAAAUGGUUGGCUCCUGAAGAUGAAGGAUAAAUAUGUUAUCAAGAAGAGCAUUGCUUGAAUACAGUAUUUUGCAUGUGACAACACUACUGAACAAAGAGCAUCCAGGACAUACACCUUCUGCAGCAAGAAUAACUUCAUGAUACUCAUCCAGAUUAUUAUUUUGUGGUUCUGUUUUGAUUCUUUACUCUUAAAGUAAGUGCAUCUGUGUCUUUAAACCUUGUACAAAUAUUUUACAGCAGUAAAUAUUCUUUUAUAUCAA